Gavia stellata (red-throated loon) is the source of this 1484-nucleotide messenger RNA. RefSeq names its product Ras association domain family member 2 (gene RASSF2). Gene Ontology annotation, cellular component: nucleus; cytoplasm. Gene Ontology annotation, biological process: positive regulation of JNK cascade; positive regulation of protein kinase activity; regulation of non-canonical NF-kappaB signal transduction. The transcript is spliced from 10 exons. NCBI's taxonomy places the organism in Eukaryota, Metazoa, Chordata, Aves, Gaviiformes, Gaviidae. Bases 75 to 1055 code for a protein of 326 amino acids. The record is from RefSeq and is a predicted model, not a curated record.
ACGGGGCGGUUCACACCGACGCUGUUCUCUCCUCCCUCUUUGCAAUUCAGCUCCCAUGAGAGAAGAGCGGGAGGAUGGAUUACGGCGGCUGCGAGUACCUGGUCCCCUGCGGAAAAGACAAAUUCAUCUCCAAAAAUGAGCUGCUCCUACACUUGAAAACGUACAACAUCUACUACGAAGGGCAAAAUUUGCAGCUGCGGCACCGGGAGGAGGAAGGCGAACUCAUCGUGGAGGGGCUGCUGAACAUCUCCUGGGGUUUGCGGCGACCCAUCCGCCUGCAGAUGCAGGAUGAUAACCAGCGCAUCCGCCCGCCGCCCUCCUCUUCCUCCUGGCACUCGGGCUGCAACCUGGGAGCCCAUGGGUCCGUGCUGAAGCCCAGCACCUUGCCGGACAUCCAGGUUACGGAUACGGAGGCCACGCCGAAUGCGGAGGCUCCCGGGAGCGGUGCAGGUGAGGCAGCCGCCAAGUCGCAGCCGGAGGAGACGCCGCAGCUGAUGCGGACGCGAAGCGACGUGGGCGUACGGCGCCGGGGCAGCGCCCGCACCCCCAGCGAGCAGCGGCGCAUCCGCCGUCACCGCUUCUCCAUCAACGGGCACUUCUACAACCAUAAGACAUCCGUGUUCACGCCGGCGUACGGCUCCGUCACCAAUGUCCGGAUAAACAGCACGAUGACGACCCCCCAGGUCCUCAAACUGCUGCUCAAUAAAUUCAAGAUUGAGAACUCGGCAGAGGAGUUUGCGCUGUACAUCGUCCACACCAGCGGAGAGAAGCAGAAGCUACGAGCCAGCGAUUACCCCCUCAUCGCCCGCAUCCUGCAGGGCCCCUGCGAGCAGGUCUCCAAGGUCUUCCUCAUGGAGAAGGACCAGGUGGAAGAAGUCACCUACGACGUUGCUCAGUACAUCAAAUUUGAGAUGCCCGUCCUCAGGAGCUUCAUCCAGAAGCUGGAGGAAGAGGAGGAUCGCGAAGUGAAGAAGCUAAUGCGCAAAUACUCCAUCCUCCGGCUGAUGAUUGAGCAGAGGCUGGAGGAGAUUUCCGAAGGUCCAACGGCGAUGUGAAAUGCUUCGCCGGCGUCCCGGCUCCGGGUUGCAUCACACGAAGAGCCGUUUGCCCGCAGGACGUACUGUACCGAAUCCCAAACCCCCAUCAUUCCCGGAGCGCUCCCGGAGUCCAUACGGAUCGCCCCGGCUCUGAGCCAACCCAUCUUCCCGCGCCUUCAUCUGCGCAGCAUCCUCGGGGGGCUCCUCCUCUGCAAAUGGGGGUUUUCCCAGCAAGGCUGUGACCGGUGGCAGCUUCGGCCAAAACUUCAAAUCCCUGGAAAUAAUGGGGGAAAAAAAAAGGGGGAAAUCCAUGAGCGGGGCGAAGCUGCCGAGGACGGGGCCGAGCGAGGGCUGCAAGCGUCCGACAGCAAGAAUUUGGGGCUCAGUUUGAAGACGCUCGCUGCAGCGGUGCCCGCACGUGGCUCCCGGCGGAGGACCCGCUGCUCG